AACUAUCUACAAGAUAUUUUAUGAUCAGUUCCUGCUGCUACAAGUUUGUAACAAGUCAAGAAGCAUGAUUGAUCAUAACUGUGGAGUAUUUAGUGUUAACUUCUCUCUUAGUACAUCACCAACAAUAGAUUAUGACUGUGUAAAAGUGCUAGCGCUAACAGUUGGAGGAACUGCAGUACCCCUCUUGAUUGUCAUAGUCUGUCUUCUCUGUCUUCUGUGUUUUAUGUGCAGAAAAUUCAGGAAGAGAACAGGAUCUCUUCGUAUUUCCAAGGUGGAAGAAAAUGAUAGUGAAAUAGCCACAGUACGUAUAGGAGAUAAUCAUCAUCCAGUUGAAGUUCAAUUAAAGGAAAUAGGUUAUGCAGGAGACGAAGAUCCAACAGAUCUUCUAUACGAUUCAAUCGUUGAAGUGAAGAGAGUUCCUAUUACUACGGUAGUCAACGAUGUAGCACCACCAAAUAUGGAGUCUACAGCACCUCAACAGUACGAAGAAUUCAGGAGCAAAGAUGACAAACUACCACUGUACGCCACUCCUGAUAGAAGUUUUAAAAUGGCUAAAGAUAGCAGUGCUGAUAAGCGCAUCUCAAUGCCUUCAAUGCUAGACCAACACUCAUCACCAUUUGAAGAUAAAAACAACUCUGAUGCUAAUCGAUAUAGCUUGAAUCUUUUGUCAGAUGGCAUGGCAUUGUACAGCAGUAUUGCGGAUAUCACAGUCCCGCCUUUACCACCGCCCCUUGCCACAGAAGAUAUUGAUCCAUUGGGAACUAGAGCACCAGAACAAAACACAGAAACUAUGCAGCAAAACAAAGAAAAAGUCGGUAGCAUUGAUGCAACGGACGACAUAGAUCUUCCCUUCUAUUCAAAUGUAACGCUCAAACAACGGGAGGCUGAGGAAGUGGUGGAAAUACAGCAAGAGUUGUAUGUUAAUAUUAAAUAGUACAGUCUGUGUACACAGCAUAGGUUUAUAUGUACUCCUUUUUGUGAUGAUAAAAUAAACAGCCAUUUGUUAUUUUAGCAUAAACAUAAAUCAAACUUCAACACUUUUAUUAUAGCUAUUAUUUGUAGACAAGUAGGUGUCUAUUACAUAACAGCACCAGCACAUGUUUUCCUUUUGUGAAUUUCUCUAUUAAAUACAAUUACUGUAAUUUUUGGGAGAAAUCCUUAUCACAAACAGAAUAUUGUGUAUAAAGUUGCGUACAAAGAGCUCUAGUGUCAUUCCGUGCAGUUGAUUCCCUAGUGAUAUAAUGCUAGGUACUGCAGGUUGGCUGCUUGUAUCAACUUUAACUGUAGUUACAUGCAGUUCUAACGUGUAUGCACUGAGGUAUAUGCUAGGAGAUGCUGUGUACAAUGGUACUGCAAGUUGCUACAGUGACAAUGGUAUCAAUACAAACAGCACCUGCUGCUGUCCUGAAGAAAGUCCAACAUUUGUACAAGAAAGUAACUCCUGUGUCCAAGAUGCCACUCUCCUAGAUGAAUGUGACCUACAACUUGAUGUGAAUAUCAGCUCAAGCUCAAGCGUUGAAACUAUACCGUUUGUAUUUGUUCCAAGCAAUACUACCAAAGAGCUCCACAUUCUCCCCAACAGCGGAUUCACUGUCACCAGUGAUCAGAAGGCUAUAAUUCGCUUUAAAAAUGAUUCUAUGGCUUUACAAUGUGACUCUAUACAGAACAUUAGUUUAAUCUCAGGACAAAAUGUUAGCCCCUCACUACAGCUAACGGACUUUAGGAUAGAAAACAACUCAAUACAGAUACUAACCCAAGAGCGAUAUUCUAACGCUUUAUACAGACUAGACCUAAAUUGCAAUUGCAACAUCACAGAAGCUCGGAAAUGCCUGCUGUUCAAGCUUGUUGAUUCACAGCAAGAAAGCAUUGACAAAUACACAUUUAGAGAUUGCUUAGUUCCGCCUACCACCACCGAGAUGACAAGUAGCGCUCCGAGUUCCACCACCCCAGUAAUGCCUACUGACGAGCCGAGCAUCUGGUUGAGGUACAACCGUCUUCUGAUCUACGUGGUUAUCGGUGGAGGCUGUGUAGUGGGCUUGAUACUAGUGUUCAUCAUUAUGCUGUGCAUAUUGGCUGGCUGUAUAGCAAGAAGAAGGCGAUAUAGAGCAAGAAGAAAACAGCAACUAGAAAGAGGCACACAGUAUCACAUAUCUAGAAUGCAAGGGAGACCUAGUGCACAAACUCGCAGAAAUCUCUCCCACUCAAUAACAAACCUCCCGGAAAUUGAAAACCAUUCUCCUGAAGACACGGAGCCACAAGAGCCGCAACCUCCCACACUCGUUAAAGCAGAGGUGCCAACCAUACCAAGAAGACCGGUUGAAGAAGAUGAUCAAGUUACAUUCGGUACGUUCAAGCGUCGUCCUAAAGGCCAGAAACCAGAUGAACAGCAGUCCUCGAUAGAGAAGCAGCCAACACGACCAAAGGAAUUGCCACCAAAAGCAGCAACAAUGCCUAACAUUCCUGUACUUAUACAGCCACCAAAGCCACCAUUGCAACAGAUGUCUCUAACAGACACACCCACACAAGCAUACUAUGAAACUGUUGUUCCAGUUAUUAAAUCAACCCAGGCUGAUGAACAAACUGAUUCUGAAGCAUACGAUAUCUUAGACCAUCAAAGAGCAGCACUAAAAGGGAGGCACUUCACCUCACCAAAUUACUCCCAACUAAGCAUUAGCCGCUCGAAAAGCCCCACACUGAUUGACACUGGUCAUUCGUACAGCCUAAUAACCCCCCGAACACGGACUCCCUCCACUCCCCCACCUGUCCCUCCCCCAUUGUCCCCAUCUUACAACGGACUAGAACUACUGAGACCUCAGAACAGAUUCUCAAAAGACAUUCUAACAAGCUCGUGGUCUAAGCCAUCGCACACGGACAAAGUAACUAGCCAUAUUACCAAACAGCCAGUUAUAUCUCAAGAAGAUGAUCUGUAUGACUAUCCUACGAAGAAGAAAGCUGCCCCUAAACCACAGAGAGCAAGAAAAAGGGGAGCGGUCAAAGUAACACAUGAUGGAUCUGAAGUUAUCUACGAUGUGCCACCAGGCAGAAAGAUAUCUGACGAUAAUACUUCAAUAGAUUCGUACGUAGAUAUGACACAAUACACUAUCACAAAACUAUAAUUUAACGUCAGUCACGUUCCCAUACACACACUUAUGAUUCCCAUACAUAUAGUUGUGAUUCCCAUACACACAGUUGUGAUUCCCAUACACAUAGUUGUGAUUCUCAUACACACAGUUAGUAAUUUCAUACAGAAAGUGUAACUCAACCAUAACUGUAAUUAUUGGUAUCAAUUGCA
This is a messenger RNA of Halichondria panicea, 3292 nucleotides long. RefSeq lists its product as uncharacterized. The transcript is spliced from 10 exons. Lineage: Eukaryota; Metazoa; Porifera; Demospongiae; Suberitida; Halichondriidae. The coding region runs from base 1242 to 3116 and encodes 624 amino acids. The record is from RefSeq and is a predicted model, not a curated record.